This is a messenger RNA of Bubalus bubalis (water buffalo), 5090 nucleotides long. RefSeq names its product outer dynein arm docking complex subunit 2 (gene ODAD2). Gene Ontology annotation, molecular function: protein binding. Lineage: Eukaryota; Metazoa; Chordata; Mammalia; Artiodactyla; Bovidae. The coding region runs from base 163 to 3300 and encodes 1045 amino acids. The record is from RefSeq and is a predicted model, not a curated record. The transcript is spliced from 21 exons.
GACCGGGGCGGGACUCAGGGCUGGACGCGGGCGCGCGCCCGGCACCGUGUUUACCCGGCGUCCUAGCAACCGGCGGGCGCGCGGGCGGAGCGCGGAGUGCGGGGCGCUGAGCCGGGUGCUGCGUGUGUGUGCUGAGCUCAGGUUUGAGCAUCGUGGGAUCCCAUGGGCGUGGCACUGACCAGGUCUGCGCAGUGGACUGCUGCGGGGCAUGGGGCUAAGACCCUGGAAGUUACUCCUCUCAAUGAGGCUAUAGUGAAGGAAAUUAUUAUGUUUGUGGAGAGUUUUAUCUAUAAAUAUCCCCAAGAGGCAAACUAUGUUUUUGUAGAACCGCUGGAAUGGAAAACAAAUUUGGACCCCUCAGCGUUUGGAUCAGGCUAUGCUGUCAGUGGAACAACAGUCAAAUCAGAAGAAGUUGAUAAAAAUGGAGAGCCUUUGCUGUAUCUCUCUGUACCACAAAUUAAAAUCAGGAGCUUUGGGCAGCUGUCACGUAUGUUAUAUAUUGCUAAAAAUAUGAAGCUGAAGGAAGCACAAGCAUGUAUUGAAGCAAACAGAAAUCCAGUAGCAAAAAUCUUGGGCUUGGAUUAUAAUAUAAUAAAUGAAAAAAUUGGAAACUCAUUUGUAUCUAAUAUUCUUGACAAAAUUACCAAAGAUGAUGAUUCUGAAAGUGAGAUUAAGAUGAAGAUUGCCUUGCAACUCAAGCAGCUGGAUCUGCACUUACUCAAUCAUUCUCUGAAACAUAUUUCCUUAGAAAUACGAUUAAAUCCAGGGACUGUGAAGAAUGACAUAGAGCUGCUUAAACAGUUCUCAGGAAAGGGAAAACAGACAGUCUUGGAAUCUAUCGAGUACACCUCAGAUUAUGAAUUUUCUAAUGGAUGUCGAGCCCCACCUUGGAGACAGAUUAAAGGCGAAAUUUGUUACGUGCUGGUGAAACCUCACGAUGCUGAAACUUUGUGCGUUACUUGCAGCAAAGAAGGAGUGUUUUUAAAUGGUGGCAAAACAGAUGAUGAAGGGCAAAUUAAUUAUGAAAGAAAAGGAGAAAUUUAUAAAGACCUUGUCACACUUUUAAAAGAAAAAUCAGCAAUAUUUUCAGAAAAUAUGUCUAAACAGGAAAUUAAAUUCAGUGAACAACCACAAAAGGAUCAGCCUAACGAGGCACCUAAGCAGGAAGUGGCCAUUACACACAAAGCUAGUGUUACUUCCCACAAGAGUACACAGGAGAAGAACCGAAUUAAUCUGGGAAGGAGUCAACUGACCAAGAGAUUGGAGCCAAGUUUAAACUGGAGGACCAGUGUCAGUUCCAAAGAGAGCAGAAAUACACUAAGAGACACCCAAGUAGAAAAACAUGGAGGAAAACUUGAAAAGUCCAGAUCAUCUCUUUCACCUGGAAGAGCACAGUUAAUUCGUAAGAGUGUUGAAAAGAUUGAGGAAAUUAUUAGUGACAGCUCCUCAGAAAGUGAGGAAGAUGAAGAACAACCUGAUCAUCGUCAGGAAGCAAAUGCAGAUUUGCCAUCAGAAUAUUGGCAAAUUCAGAAGCUGGUGAAAUAUUUGAAGGGAGGAAAUCAGACGGCUACCGUGAUUGCAUUGUGUUCAAUGAAGGAUUUUAACUUAGCACAAGAGACCUGCCAGUUGGCGAUCAGGGAUGUUGGAGGCCUUGAAGUUUUAAUAAAUUUACUUGAGACAGAUGAAGUCAAAUGUAAGAUUGGUUCAUUAAAAAUCCUGAAGGAAAUCAGUCAUAAUCCUCAAAUCAGACGUAAUAUUGUUGACCUUGGGGGCUUACCAGUUAUGGUUAAUAUACUUGAUUCUCCACAUAAGAGUCUGAAAUGCUUGGCAGCUGAGACAAUUGCGAAUGUUGCCAAGUUUAGGAGAGCCCGGCGGGUGGUGAGACGCCAUGGAGGCAUCACCAAGCUGGUCGCUCUGCUUGACUGUGGGAAGCAUUCUGGAGAACCUGCUCAGUCCAGCCUGUAUGAGACCCGAGACGUGGAGGUGGCCCGCUGUGGGGCGCUGGCACUGUGGAGCUGCAGCAAGAGCUAUGCGAACAAAGAGGCCAUUCGUAAAGCAGGAGGCAUCCCUUUGCUGGCGCGGCUCCUGAAGACUUCUCAUGAAAACAUGCUUAUCCCGGUGGUGGGGACGUUGCAGGAAUGUGCCUCAGAGGAAAACUACCGAGCUGCAAUCAAAGCUGAAAGGAUAAUCGAAAACCUGGUAAAAAACCUGAACAGUGAAAACGAACAGCUACAGGAGCAUUGCGCCAUGGCCAUCUACCAGUGUGCGGAAGACGAGGAAACCCGCGACCUGGUUAGGCUGCACGGAGGACUUAAACCCCUGGCCUCCCUCCUCAACAACACUGACAACAAAGAGCGGUUGGCCGCUGUCACAGGGGCCAUAUGGAAAUGUUCCAUCAGCAAAGAGAAUGUGACCAAAUUUCGGGAAUACAAAGCCAUCGAAACGCUGGUGGGACUUUUAACUGACCAGCCCGAGGAAGUGCUUGUGAACGUGGUUGGUGCGUUGGGAGAAUGCUGCCAAGAACACGAGAACAGAGUCAUCAUCCGGAGAUGUGGUGGCAUCCAGCCACUCGUGAACCUCCUCGUCGGGAUAAACCAAGCUCUUCUUGUCAAUGUCACAAAAGCAGUUGGUGCUUGUGCGGUGGAGCCCGAAAGUAUGAUGAUAAUUGAUCGCUUAGAUGGAGUUCGUUUGUUGUGGUCCCUGCUAAAAAAUCCUCACCCGGACGUGAAGGCCAGUGCAGCUUGGGCCCUCUGUCCCUGCAUCCAGAAUGCAAAGGAUGCUGGAGAAAUGGUUCGUUCCUUCGUUGGUGGUUUGGAACUUGUUGUCAAUUUACUGAAAUCAGAUAAUAAAGAAGUGUUGGCCAGUGUAUGUGCUGUUAUUACCAAUAUAGCAAAAGAUCAAGAAAAUUUAGCUGUUAUCACAGAUCAUGGAGUUGUUCCUUUACUGUCCAAGCUAGCAAAUACAAAUAACGACAAACUGAGGUGUCACCUAGCAGAAACGAUUUCACGUUGCUGUAUGUGGGGCAGAAACAGAGUGGCCUUUGGCGAGCACAAGGCAGUGGCUCCCUUAGUGCGGUACCUGAAAUCAAAUGACACCAACGUGCACAGAGCAACAGCCCAAGCCUUGUACCAGCUCUCGGAAGAUGCCGACAACUGCGUUACCAUGCACGAGAACGGCGCCGUGAAGCUUCUCCUGGACAUGGUUGGGUCACCUGAUGAGGAACUCCAGGAAGCUGCUGCAGGUUGUAUAUCCAACAUUCGCAGGUUGGCACUUGCUAUUGAGAAGGCGAGAUACAGCUGAACCUGAAUGGACAUGACAGCUACCAAAUUUUACAUGACAAUGAGAGCUCUGAGAUGUGCUGACUUGACAAACGGUUAUGGAACAGAAUUCAGAGUUCAGCAGCUGGGCUGAGAGAGAACGUCCUGAGGUCAUUCCAAGUUUCUCCUAAAGCUGUCAAACAUCUGAGAAGACAACGUAUAACUGUCGCUGUCCCAGAUAACACAAAUCACAAAAACAUAAGCACUGAGUGAGAUUUUCACUUUUGCAUUUCCCAGGCAUAAACAGUGAAAUGUUUUAUUUCCCUCACAGGAUACACCAACACUUUUAUUGAAAGAAUUAAUUUAUGCCGAUGUACGCACACCUCACAACACAAGGAUAAUAUUACUUUCACGUAAACUUGCUUGGAGUUUCUGAACUUGUUUUCAGCAUACAAAGUACUUUUUAAAAAGUGGCUACAAAGGAUUAAUAGCAUUUUAUCAAGUUAUAGAAACAUGAGAAGCCACUUAAAAGAACCACAUAUGUAACCUUGGUGUGCUACAAUGUUUGGGAACUCACCGUGCCCCGUCUAGAACUAGCUAGGAAAACAGCUUCGUGUAUAUCCGCUCAGUAAACCGACAGUCUCACUCUUUAAAGAGCAGGCAAGGUUUUAUUGAAAAAAUAUGAAGUACUGUGUAUGUUUGUCAUAAUUUGGAGAAGACCGUAAACUUAAUUGAAUUAAAUGUAAAUAAUUUGUAUGAAAUGAAAACCCCAUACAGGAUGAAAAUUAUCCUGGUGAUUCUGAGAAUUUUAAGAUUUUGUAAAACACCAAUUCAUCUUUAUUGCUUUUCAAAGGAGGUUAUAAAAGAGGAUAAUAGAAACAAGGAAAUGGUAUCAAUGCUAACAAAGAGUUGAAUUUUAAUAAUAGUGUAAAUCCUCAAACGCACGUCGGACUCUUUGUGACCCCAUGGACUAUAGCCGGCCAGGCUCCUUUGUCCAUGGGGAUUCUCCAGGCAGGAAUAGUGGAGUGGGUUGCCAUGCCCUCCUCUGGGGGACCUUCCUCACCCGAGGAUCGAACCUAGAUCUCCUGCAUAGCAGGCAGAUUUUUUAUCAUCUAAGCCACUAGGGAAGCUCUUUAAAUAAUAGUGUAAAUCCUAAAACUCUCAACAGUAGGUAUUAUUAAAGACACUGGUUAGGUGUGUUUCACUAAUAUUAAAAACACAUCUAGAAAUCAUGGAUUAUGACAGUUAUAGAAAAUGAAUAAAUAUAUUAUUGUUACAUUAUUAUUAAAGGAAGCUUUCUCCAUCAUUUUAAGAUUGUUCAUAUUCUUGGAAUUAGAGGGUCGUAAGAGCUUGCCUGAAGAAUCCCACGGACAGAGGCGCCUGGAGGGCUACAGUCCAUAGUGUGGCAAAGAGUCAGGCUCGACUAAAGUGACUUAGCAUGCAUGGAUGAGAGGGGAAGGAAGCAAUAGAAAACAAACAAUCAAACAUCUGCAGCAGCACAAAGAACUGGACGAGUAGUUGAGAAGGAUAAGUUCCUUUACCAUGUGCAAGUGUGGGACUUUCAUUUCUAUGAUUAUUAAAGACAUAAAAUGAGAGCAACAGUACCAUUUUAAAGGAAACUGAACUUGUGGGAACAGAUACAGUAAGCUAACAUGAAAAUCAUUUUGAGUAUUUCUAAGAGUUGUGUCCUUUUAAUUGGUAAAGCACCCUGGAUGUAGUGGUCUUCCCACAGGUGGCUCAGUGGUAAAGAAUCAGCCUGCCUAUGCAGGAGACACAGGAGAUGUGGGUUUGAUCCCUGGGUCAGGAAGAUCCCCCUGGAGGAGGAAACGGCAA